UUUUCAAAAACAAUCUUGAAUCGGCUUUUUUCAAUAUACUGGAACACCGAAACAAAAACAACUCUCAAGAGGACAACCUCGUGCGUCGUGCUAUGCCUGCUUGCUUGUGCAUGUCUCUAUCUAUACCUUCCCUCCUCCACAUUUUCUUGAGACACAGAAGCAGAACUAAACCCAAUCUAUAGUUUAUAGAGGCUAAAUGAAAAGUGCAUACCCAGACGCAAAGGCAAAGCACUAAGCAGCCGCGGUACUCGGCUCGGCACUCGGCAGACGCAGAAGAAUUGGCCUUCUAGGCUCUCAGCUGCAGAAACACACAUUCGAUUUUAGUUCAUGUUCAAGAAGCGAACCGCGUGGAAGUGUCAGUCUUGCUGAGUCUGUCGAAAAGAUCUAUGAGUCGAACUCCAAUCGAAUUGAAUCGAAGUGUUGUUGUUGUAAAUAAAAUAUAUAAAAUAAAAACUAAAAUAAAAUAAAGAAAGUGCCACUCGCUGGGAUUGGACUGGAACUGGGACUCGCACGAUCAUCUCUUCAUUCAAUGAACUGUUAUCAUCAAACGUUUUUCUUGUCAGGAAACAAAAUUACGCGGGUGCAAAUAAUCGCAACAAAAAUAAUUCUUUUCCUUUUUAUCGGCGAUUGCGAAUGAUUGAAGAGUUCAAGACACAAAAGUACAUAAUUCUUUUUAGUGAUAAUUAUUAUCUCUCAGGCAACAGGCAACAGCUCUUCUGAAUUAGUUGUUGUUGUUGUUGUGGAAACCUACUACUAAACCGGCAGUGGCUGCGGCAGUGAAUGGAGCCGGUCUUCAAGAAAACAUAAGAAAAAACCCCGAUACCGGGAAGUUGAUGUUGAAACUGAAAAAUUUGCAAAACACAAGACAAUAAUAAAUUCGUGUUAAAUCUUUUAUUUCGUUUGGAAUGGGAAUGAAGUUGUGUGGCAGUGGCAGUGGUUGUGGCAGGAGCACGAUGACUCAGAGCAGAAGUCGGAGGACGAGCAUCCUUUUGGCAUUUACGGUCUUGAUGAUUCUUGUUGUUGGAUCCUCAUCACAAAAUGUUGAUAAAAUUGACAAUGUAACAGACAUCGAUAAAAAUGAAAAUCCGGGUAUUCAAAUGAAUUUAAUAGAUUCAGAACUUAAUGAAAAUGGAAAUGAUAUUCAAGAAGUACAUGAAGCAGAACGCACCAUAGAUAAACCAAUUCCUAAUGACAAGGCUAAUGACACUGCUCUUAGUGAGGGUUCAGAAAUCCAUCUGGGAAAGGAUGAAUCCUCACCAGAGUUUGAAACAACCCAAGAAAAAUCGAAUGAAACAAAGGUGGAGAACUUACAUGAAUCUGUGGAUGCAAUUCCGAUUGAGACCACCCCUUUACCAGUUUUGGAAGAAACAGUGACGACCUUAAUUCCAAUAAACGAAAGCACAUCCCUCAUUGACAGCACACUUUCAACUAGAGUAACUACCCCGGAAAUCGAAUCACAAACGGAAAGCUUUGGAAUUCACCAACAAGCUACUAGCCAUUCCAACCACGAUUUGAGUAUAUAUUUUGAAAAUGAGCCUAGUCGGGCUCGCCAACUGCGAGGUUCUAAUAUAGAAACUGACAACGAAGUAAUAGUGCAUAGCGUCCAUGGAUCUGAAUCCGAUAGUUCAGAAUCGGGCAUUGCUAACUCGUCUGUCUCAUCAUCAGAUUCCGAUGAAAACCAAGCUGCCGAGGAUCUAUCUAUCUCAGGGAGUUCAUUAAAUGAAAUAAUUAAUGCUGAGCCAAAAGUUGAGUCCAAUACUAACAUUGCCAUAGAUGACACAGUCAAAGCUGUGGGCGAAGAUUUAGUUGACGAGAUCGAAGCGGUCACCGAGUCAACCGGAGGGAUUACUGAUGAUGUGACAGUGGUAUCCAAUAUGGAAACACACACGAUAAUGAAGAAACCAGGUGUUGAUGAUGAAUUCGUUGAAAAAUUAUCGAUUCCAGAUAUCGGUUUAACAGAUACAGCUACUGAAUUUGACCCCGUUGUGAAUAUGGUUCUCAAUAGCCCAAAAAAAGAAUUGGAACCGUCCUCGACUUUAAUCAUAGAUGCAGGAAAUCAGACUUUGGGCAAUACGGAGUUAGACCAAAACAUAACAAAAAAGGAGGAAUUGCAAGUUAGUGAGAACAAAAUCUCUGAAAAACCUGAAGUUGUCGGGAAUGGAAAAAUUCUUGACGAAGUUAAGGAAAUCACAGAGGAUAGUAAUUUUGUGGAUCAUAAUACCAAAAUGACUCCUACCCAUCAAGAAAAUAAACUAGUAAUAAGUGACCAUAGUAUACCAGAACUGGUAAAAUCAUUCAAAUCUCAACCCGAAAAUUCUUCAACUCUUUUGAAUUUCACUUCUAGUUCUGCAAUAAACGAUAAUAAAUCCCUUCAAGCUAAUAUUUUGACAAAUGAUAUGGAAACAUCAACAGAAGCCCUGUCAGUGGAGAUAAACGAAACACCACAAGAUCUGCCGAAUAAUAUUGAAAACGGCAUUUUCAAAGAAAAGAAUACAAAUCUACUUAGCUUCACAACAGAAACAUCCUUCGCAGAUAUAGUAAUCCCUACAAACACUGAAAUGUUCGCAGAAAGAAUCAGCGACGGCCCAAUGAAUACUCCGCUGGAGAACAACCAUAUUGAAAAUAUUACAGACAAAGUUAAUCCCGCAGAUUCUCUUCAAACUAAUGAAACCUUGCCCACGAUUAUCAAUGACACAAUUUCAAACGGACCAAACAAAGAUCUUCUCUCGGUGUCGAAUUCAAUUAAUCCUACUGAAGCUAGUUUUUCGGAAGAACACAUUGAGAGUUCUACUCAAUCCCCACCCCAUAACCGAUAUGAUUCUGAAAUCUCGGAAGAAGUUCAAGAAGAUCAGACGAGUAAAACUGAUAAUAGGGUUUCCAACGAAAGGGAUGACGAUCGUAAAAACCCCACCGAUGAUUCCUUGCCCGAUCCAAAACUUUAUGACCAAACAAUUGAGAAAUCCACAGAAAUAUCUAACGUUCAUAAAUACGAUGAUCCGUCAACUGCGUCGAUAGAUAAAAAUCAUGCUGGAACAACAACAGACUAUGCUCGACACGUUGACUCUUUACAGACUAUGAGAGACGAGUCCUCGUCUGUGGUGUCUAACGAAAUAGUAGCCCCUGCUUCCAUUGGUCGUUCUCUCAACGAAAUUGUUGCUGAAGGCCUAGGAAAACCUUUGCCAACUCGUAGCGUAGGUGAUGAACCCUCCUCCUCAUCCUACUCAUCCGAAGACAAGACCACAACGGUAUUGGUACUUUGUGCAGCAGCUGGAGGUAUUUUUAUAGCGUUUUCCUUAGCGAUAUACCUCAUCUCAUUUCAAAGACAACACGGUACACUUGACAUUGAAAUGCAAGAGCAGCGAUGUGGCAAAGACAAUCUUGACGAUGACGACGAUUCCGAAACUCGUGUUUCAUUGUUAAAUCAAAUACCAACCGUUGACAGUGAUGAACAUAGUUCGGAUUAACUUUGGAACCUAUAAGACUUUUGUACCUUAACGUUAACUUUUGGAUUAUUUGUAUUUUUUUAAGAAUUUACUUUAAUUUCAAUUUGUUCUGAAAACAAACAAAACAAACAUUGUAAAUAGACCUUUUGAUUUUUUAAAAGUUGUAUUUCUAGUUAUUACAACAAGAUUAACAGGAUUUAGAAUUAUAUUAUUAUGUUGACUUAAUUUAGCCUUUAAGAGCUUAUGGAUAUUUCAUAUUGCUAUUUGCCAUACAAAUGGAGAAAAUGAAUCUCUUAAUAGAUUUAAGAAACUUUAAAGCCAUUAAGAAAAUGCUAUAUAAAAAGACUUAAAACAAAUUUGAUAUAAAUAAAAUGAAAUUGUUAAGAAAUUA
Eupeodes corollae is the source of this 3834-nucleotide messenger RNA. It is a transcript of the gene Dtg, whose product is annotated as dentin sialophosphoprotein. The coding region runs from base 906 to 3464 and encodes 852 amino acids. The transcript has 3 exons. NCBI's taxonomy places the organism in Eukaryota, Metazoa, Arthropoda, Insecta, Diptera, Syrphidae. The record is from RefSeq and is a predicted model, not a curated record.